UUUUGAAGUCGUGAGCGGAAGCGGAUCAGUGUGAGCUGAGCCACAGAAGUUGCAGCCCGUCUCACCUCAGGGUGACACUCCGGUGUUGUGGGAGAACCGUCGCCACGUUUCUUCGUCAGGAGCCGGCGUGGCGAGCAGUGAGAAAGCCAAUGGCUCCGUGUCGUUUUCCCGAGCAGGAAAAGGUGAAAUAAUGUUCAGACUCCUCAGUCACCGAAGCAACAGGCUGCCGAGCUGCCUCACAGGCCAGCGGCGCUAUGAGCACCACAGGGCCGUCAUGGCCAUCCGUCGGGAGGACGUCAAUCCCUGGGAGAGGAGGGCGCCGCUCGCUCCACGCCACGUCAAGGAGCUGACCAACGCUGGCGUCAAAGUCCUAGUCCAACCAUGCAACAGCAGAGCUAUUCAUGAGAAGUACUACUCGAAGGCCGGGGCCAUCAUUCAGGAGGACAUUUCUGAGGCGUCGCUGAUAAUCGGAGUGAAGAGGCCGUCUGAGGAGGAGGUCAUUGAGAAGAAGACGUACGCCUUUUUCUCCCACACUAUUAAGGCCCAGGAGGCCAACAUGGGGCUACUGGGCGAUUUACUGAAAAAGGAGGUUCGUCUUAUUGACUACGAGAAGAUGGUCGAUGCUAACGGCUACCGGAUAGUCGCAUUUGGCCAGUGGGCUGGUGUCGCAGGAAUGAUCAACAUUUUGCACGGAUUGGGGCUGCGCUACCUGGCUCUUGGACACCACACUCCCUUUAUGCACAUUGGCAUGGCUCAUAACUACAGGAACGUCAGCCAGGCCGUCCAGGCAGUGAGGGAUUGUGGUUAUGAGAUCUCCAUGGGCCUAAUGCCCAAAUCUAUUGGUCCUGUCACAUUUUGUUUCACCGGAACCGGCAACGUCUCCAAGGGAGCCCAAGACAUCAUCAAUGAGCUUCCAGUUGAAUAUGUAGAACCUCAUGAGUUGAAGGCCGUCUCAGAGACUGGAGAUAUGUCCAGAGUUUACGCCACGGUUCUGAGCCGACACCACCACCUGAUGAGGAAGAGCGACGGCAUCUAUGACCCAUUGGAGUAUGAGUAUCACCCGGAGCUGUACACUUCACACUUCAGGACCAGCGUGGCGCCGUACACAACCUGUCUGAUCAAUGGUAUUUACUGGGACCCCCAGACCCCACGACUGCUCAGGCGCCUGGAUGCCCAGAAACUGAUGCGACCGCCCAAAACCUUGUCUGCUGCCAUCGGGGGAUCACCAGAGCUGCCACACAAGCUGCUGGCCAUCUGUGAUAUAUCAGCUGACCUGGGAGGCUCUAUAGAGUUCAUGAAUGAAUGCACCACCAUUGAUAAGCCUUUCUGUAUGUACGACGCUGACCAGCACAUAGACCACGACAGUGUGGAGGGAAACGGUAUCCUCAUGUGCUCCAUUGACAAUCUUCCUGCUCAGCUCCCCAUCGAAGCCACAGAGUACUUUGGAGACCGCCUCUUCCCUUACAUCUGGGAGAUGCUGCCGUCAGACGCCACCAGACCUUUGGAGGAAGAAGAAUUCAGCCCACAAGUCAGAGACGCUGUCAUCACCUCAAACGGAAAGCUCACCCCAAAGUUUGAAUACAUUGAAAAACUUCGAGAAAAAAGGGAGAAGGCUCAGAUCCUGAACAAGACCGGGAUGAAGCGAGUUCUGCUGUUGGGUUCAGGAUACGUCUCUGGGCCCGUUGUUGAGUAUCUAACUCGCAAUGAGAUGAUCCAGGUCACUGUGGCGUCGAUGCUGCUGAAACAGGCGGAGGAGCUGGCAGCCAAAUAUCCCAACGUCAUCCCCAUCACGCUGGAUGCCAGCAGCCAGGAAGGACACCUCGACUCUCUGGUCAAAGAUCAUGACUUGGUCAUCAGCAUGCUGCCUUUCUCCCUUCACCCGCUCAUCGCCAAACACUGCAUCAAGAGGAAGGUAAACCUGGUGACCGCCAGCUACCUGAGUCCUGCCAUGAAGGAGCUGCAGAGCAGUGCGGAGGAGGCAGGCAUCACCAUAGUGAAUGAGAUGGGACUGGACCCAGGUAUCGACCACAUGCUGGCCAUGGAGUGUAUCGACCAGGCCAAAGCCGAAGGCUGCACUGUGGAGUCCUACAGCUCGUUCUGCGGUGGUCUUCCUGCUCCGGAAUAUUCAGACAAUCCUCUCCGCUACAAGUUCAGCUGGAGUCCGUACGGCGUCCUCCUCAACACCAUCAGUCCUGCCGUCUUCCUCAGAGACAACCAGGUGGUGAGCAUCCCGGCCGGCGGCGCUCUGAUGGAGACCUCCAUGCCACUGGAUAGCUUUCCUGGUUUUAACCUGGAGGGACUGCCCAAUCGUGACAGCACCAAAUACUCAGAGCCGUACGGCAUUCAGUCCGCACACACACUGAUCCGAGGAACACUGCGCUUCAAGGGCUUCACCAAGGCUAUGAGUGGUUUUGUCAAACUGGGUCUGAUUAACAGCGAGCCCUGUCCCAUGCUGCAGCCCACUUCAUCUCCUGUUUCCUGGAAAGAGCUGCUCUGUAAGCAGAUUGGAUUGUCCUCUUCUGUGACCCAGGCGGCAUUUGAGGACGCUGUAUACGAACACAUUGAAAAGGAUGAUUUCAGGAUGGACAGCCUGAGAUGGUUUGGGAUGCUGAGCAACGACUUGGUGCCUCAGGCCGACAGCAUUCUGGCUUCUCUGACAAAACAUCUGGAGGUCAAGCUCUCAUUCAAUAAGGGGGAGCGAGACAUGAUCAUCUUGAGGAACGACGUGGGGGUUCGCCACCCGACGGGCGAGCUGGAGACCAAACACACCAGUCUGGUGGUGUAUGGUGACCCCAGUGGUUUCUCUGCCAUGGCUAAGACUGUAGGAUACCCAACAGCCAUUGCUGCUCGCAUGGUCCUCGAAGGCGAAAUCAGCACGAAGGGUCUGGUGGCUCCAAUGACAAAGGACAUCUAUGGGCCGAUAUUGGCCCGACUGAAGGAGGAAGGACUGCGCUUCAUGUCCAAAAGCACCCUGGAGGAGUAGAAGUGAAAUGAAGAGAACCAACAACUCCCUGUAAAUCCUGUCUAGCACAAAUACUGUAUAUUGCCUUUACACCAACUUUAUCCAAACAUGAUGUUCAGACACAGUCAAACUCACCUGUCUGCUGUGGCAUCUGAUAAGACAUAUAGUCAUUUU
Molecule: messenger RNA, 3136 nt
Organism: Paralichthys olivaceus (Japanese flounder)
Lineage: Eukaryota; Metazoa; Chordata; Actinopteri; Pleuronectiformes; Paralichthyidae
Gene: aass
Product: aminoadipate-semialdehyde synthase
Cellular component (GO): cytoplasm
Molecular function (GO): saccharopine dehydrogenase activity
Source: RefSeq, a predicted model, not a curated record